Helicoverpa zea (corn earworm) is the source of this 770-nucleotide messenger RNA. RefSeq lists its product as uncharacterized. The record is from RefSeq and is a predicted model, not a curated record. The transcript has 3 exons. The coding region runs from base 161 to 664 and encodes 167 amino acids. Gene Ontology annotation, cellular component: ciliary membrane; Golgi apparatus. Gene Ontology annotation, biological process: negative regulation of smoothened signaling pathway. NCBI's taxonomy places the organism in Eukaryota, Metazoa, Arthropoda, Insecta, Lepidoptera, Noctuidae.
AAUAAAUAAAAACCUUGAACGAAAGCGAUACUCGAUAGUUAAAACGUACCUAACGAGGAAAAAAUACUUUAUAGACCUUUUAAAUAAUGUAAUCGAUAUCUACAUUAACAUCUGGUUUGAAACAGUGAAUAGGAACAAUAUUUAAGAACGUAUUUUCGCCAUGGAUAAAUUAACAGUAAUAUCAGGUACGCUGUUUAUGGCAGCAGAUGUUUUUGCUAUUGUGAGCCUCGCAAUGCCAGAUUGGAUAAUUACCGAAGUUGGAGGUGACACAAGGCUUGGAUUAAUGUGGUCCUGCAUUACACUGUACAAUCGGCCACAAGUUUGCUACACUCCGGAUCUACAACCCGAAUGGUUGCUUGCCUUGAUCUGCAUCUUCAUUGGAUGUAUAUGUAUUACCACUACUGUGAUACUACUGGCAUCCAGUCAUUUUGAUAGAAAUGUCAUACCAUACGCAAGAUGGGUUGGAUUUGCAGCAAUGGUUGUCUUCUGCCUAGCAGCUGUCAUAUUCCCAAUGGGAUUCCAUGUGGACGAAAUUGGAGGUCAACCCUACCAGCUACCAAACAGCCACCAAGUUGGCAUAUCAUACAUAUUAUUUGUUCUAUCUCUUUGGAUUACUGUGAUAUCAGAAUUAUUUGCUGGCAAAGUGUGCCUGCCUCAUUUUUAGUUUAAGCGUUAAGAAUCUUCAAUUACUCGUAAUUUAUAUAAGAUGUAGGUAUUCCAUGUAACUAUUGGUUGUUGUUAUGUAUAAAAUAAAAAAUCAUUUUAGUUUA